Messenger RNA from Morone saxatilis (striped sea-bass), 2070 nucleotides. RefSeq names its product XK, Kell blood group complex subunit-related family, member 7 (gene xkr7b). Gene Ontology annotation, biological process: apoptotic process involved in development; engulfment of apoptotic cell; phosphatidylserine exposure on apoptotic cell surface. Bases 1 to 1278 code for a protein of 425 amino acids. Gene Ontology annotation, cellular component: plasma membrane. The transcript is spliced from 3 exons. The record is from RefSeq and is a predicted model, not a curated record. NCBI's taxonomy places the organism in Eukaryota, Metazoa, Chordata, Actinopteri, Moronidae.
AUGAUUAAGCAUCACUAUUAUAAACUUACCUCUCUUUCUCUUGCCCUCAGGUACAUCCAUGCCCUCUACCUGGGCGCCCAGAGUCGUUGGCACAGCAACGGGCCCCGUCGCCACUUCCACUGGCGGCUGAUGUUUGAGAGCGCUGACAUCACUAUGCUCCGCCUCCUAGAAGCCUUCCUGAAGUCAGCUCCGCAACUCGUCCUCCAGCUGAGCAUCAUGAUCCACGGCAACACCGUCCUCCCUCUGCAGGGUCUCUCUGCCUCUGCCUCCCUGGUCUCUCUGGCCUGGAUGAUUGCCUCCUACCAGAAGGUUCUGCGGGACUCCCGCGACGACAAGCUGCCCAUGUCCUACAAGGCUGUGAUCACCCAGAUGCUGUGGCACUUCUUCACCAUUGGGGCGAGGACCGUGGCCUUUGCCCUCUUCGCCUCCGUCUUCCAGCUCUAUUUCGGCAUAUUCAUCGUCAGCCACUGGUGUGUCAUGACCUUCUGGAUCAUCCAAGGAGAGACUGACUUCUGCAUGUCCAAGUGGGAGGAAAUCAUCUACAACAUGGUGGUGGGCAUCAUUUACAUCUUCUGCUGGUUCAAUGUCAAGGAAGGUCCGAGCCGUUUCCGUAUGACCGUCUACUACUCUGUGACGCUGGCUGAGAAUGUGGCACUGACCGCCGCCUGGUACACCUACCGUGGCCCGCACACCUCCGACUCAUACGCCUUGGUGGUGGUGUGCCUGGUAGCCUGCAGCUUUGCCCUGGGAACCUUCUUCAUGUUGGUGUACUACUGCUGGCUGCACCCUGACGGGCCUGUUCUGGGCUCACAGUGGGGUGGGUGUGUGGACGAGGGCGUGGUGGGUGCAGGAGGGGUGGCAGGAGUGAUUGAUGCUUGUCUCACCCCAUCCCAAGGGUCCCAAACAGACAUGGUCAUUACCAGCCCUCCAAGGACUCUCCCCAGGACUAAAGACACGGGAGAGCCAGUUCCCGGGGAGCGAGACAAGGACAGAGACAGGGACAGUUGCCUGCCUGUCUUCCAAGUUCGUCCCUCCCCUUCCUCCUCUCCUGCACUCCUUCACAGGACCUCCUCUUCAUCCCGUGCACAGGAGGGCCCUGUGAUACGGAUCGACCUCCCAAGAAAGCGAUACCCGGCCUGGGAUGCGCACUUUAUCGAUCGGCGCCUCCGCAAGACCAUUCUGCUUCUGGAGACCACAUCAGCCGUCAGCCCCAGGAUACAGUACAGGAGUAGCAUGAUGGGCAGCAAAGAGGUAUUAGAAUAUGAGACAACUGUCUAAGCCAACAGGGGCUCUUAAACUUAAAUGUGCAGUCUGGGGCAAAGGCUCAGCCUGAGAUCAGUUCUCAUCCCAGGACUACCUACGCCAGGAGAAGAAUGGAAAGGAGACACAGAGUGUCAGGCAACUCAACUCUAAGAGUUGUCAAAACUUGAUUGUAAAAUGUAAAGCGCAAUCUGGGACCAAGGCUCUCCCCUUAGGGCGCAGUCCAGGAGUAAGUAGCAUGAAUGAGCCGUGGGAAGUAAAUGGAGUAACACUGAACUGGGAUAAUCUUCAUCUUUUCUAAAAGCUUGGAGGUGAGAAAUUUAAUCUCUCAUCCUGGGACCAAGGAGUGUUAGAUUUAGUUUCAUCCUGCACGGUCAGAACAAGAAGUAAAGGGAUUGUGAGAGCAAUGAAGUGGCGGAGUUUGAGAUAAUUGAGAAAAAGUGCUGCAUGAACUUGAGCCUCGGACCCCGGAGACUCAACAGAGACUCACUAGGGAACUUUUAGAGACUGGUUACUAGAGUUCACAAAGGACAUGCAAUCAUUUUGGGUUGGUAGCAAAUUAGACAGUGACAUUAAAUAGGGACUCACCAUCUAAUAAAAAUCGCUUUAGUGAUUUACAGGUAAAAAGAUGCAGAGAUGUGUAGGUUAAAACUGGGCUAAAUUUGGUUGAAAAGUGAUGUCUAGUUAUGUUUAGAAAUCUAUGUUACAUAUGAUAGGUUAGAUAUGUUGUUUAAACAGCUUUUUAGAGUAUAUGUCAUAAUAUAUUUCAGUGAAGCAGGACAUAGCUACAGGAUGAAAUAUACUAAAAAU